Molecule: messenger RNA, 1255 nt
Organism: Magallana angulata
Lineage: Eukaryota; Metazoa; Mollusca; Bivalvia; Ostreida; Ostreidae
Exons: 2
Coding region: 71-1201 (376 amino acids)
Source: RefSeq, a predicted model, not a curated record
AAUAAGCUUGUUGUUUGUAACACUUUCUUGAAACUCUUUUAAUUGUAGACACGUUUUCCAGUUUUUCAAUAUGUAUGAUGAUGAUGUUGCGGCGGUUGUCAUUGACAAUGGGUCCGGAAUGUGCAAGGCCGGAUUUGCCGGAGAUGAUGCUCCGAGAGCUGUGUUCCCCUCCAUUAUUGGACGACCCAGACACCAGGGCGUGAUGGCUGGUAUGGGAUUAAAGUGCAGUUAUGUAGGAGACGAAGCUGAGAGUAAACGAGGCAUCCUUACCCUCAAGUACCCCAUCGAUCAUGGCAUCGUCACCAACUGGAACGACAUGGAAUUAAUCUGGCAUCACACCUUCUACAAUGAGCUCCGUGUGGCACCAGAGGAACACCCCGUCCUCCUGACCGAAGCCCCACUCAACCCAAAGGCCAACAGAGAAAAGAUGAUAGAAAUUAUGUUUGAAACAUUCAAUACACCCGCCAUGUACGUCUCGAUACAGGCCAUAUUGUCCCUCUACGCUUCUGGUCGUACAACUGGUAUUGUACUCGAUUCCGGAGACGGCGUGUCUCACAUAGUUCCAAUCUACGAGGGUUUCGCUUUUCCCCACGCCAUCAUGAGAUUGGAUCUCGCUGGACGUGAUCUCACCGAUUACCUAAUGAAAAUCCUGACAGAACGUGGCUACUCUUUCACCACUACAGCCGAAAGAGAAAUCGUCAGAGACAUUAAGGAGAAACUUUGCUAUGUUGCUACUUCAUUUGAGAAAGAAUUGCAGAAAAGUACUCUCUCCUCAUCAGUUGAGAGGAAAUACGAGCUUCCUGAUGGUCAGAUCAUCACUAUUGGUAACGAGAGAUUUAGAUGCCCGGAGGUCAUGUUUCAGCCAUCCUUCCUUGGAAUGGAAUCUGCUGGUAUUCAUGAAAAUGUAUAUAACAGCAUCAUGAAAUGUGAUGUUGAUCUCCGAAAAGACCUUUACGCAAACAUUGUGUUAUCUGGUGGAACUUCAAUGUUUCCAAAUCUUGCUGAUCGUUUGCAAAAUGAAAUUAAAGGUUUAGCUCCUCAUACUAUGAAGAUCAAAAUUCUUGCCCCACCAGAAAGGAAGUAUUCCGUCUGGAUCGGUGGUUCCAUCUUUGCUGCUCUCUCACACUGCGGUCCACAGUGGAUCAUUAAACAGGAGUAUGAUGAAUGUGGUCCAUCCAUUGUUCACAAGAAAUGUUUUUAAUGAAAAUCAUUGAAUCAGUUAAAUCAUUAAAAUACAUUUUCAAAGCUGCUUAAA